UUUUCCUCAGCCACCCUUCCCCCACGUCUUUUUCGUUCGCUCAAGCAGCUGCUUUGUUGGACUGCUCGCCCGUGCUCCCUUCGCCUGGUGCGCGGUGGGAAGGAGGUGGAGCCACACGUGAUCAGCAGCAGCGGCCCCGGUUGGCAGUCGAGCGAGCAGGGCGGUUGGUUCCGGCUCGGACCGGUUGGGGCUGGUUUUCCCCGCGCAAGCGCAGCCCGCCUCGGUUAGAGAGCAAAGAAGGGCGAUGGCGGCGGACGGGAGUCCCGGAGCGGGCCUGGCGGGGAUGGUCGACGAGGCGCGGGGGGAGCCUCAAAGCACACCUGGCCCCAGCCCUGUGGCUCCCGUCGCCUCGCCCAACGAGGCGUCCCCUGCGAGACCCGACCCGGCGGGCCCCGAAGCGGAUCCCGACAGCAGCUCCGGAGCUGUGGGCAACGGAGGCCUUCGGCGGUUCCUUUGCGGCGUCGUAGAAGGAUUUUAUGGAAGGCCUUGGGUUAUGGAACAGAGAAAAGAGCUUUUUAGAAGACUUCAGAAAUGGGGACUGAAUGCAUACCUAUAUGCACCAAAAGAUGAUUACAAGCACAGGAUGUUUUGGCGAGAAAUGUAUUCUGUGGAGGAAGCUGAGCAGCUCAUGACUCUCAUCGCGGCUUCUCAAGAAUAUGGGAUAGAAUUUAUCUAUGCUAUCUCUCCUGGACUUGAUAUUACCUUCUCAAACCCGAAAGAAGUUUCUACAUUGAAACGCAAGCUGGACCAGGUUUCUCAGUUUGGCUGCAGAUCUUUUGCACUGUUAUUUGAUGAUAUUGAUCAUAAUAUGUGUGCAGCCGACAAAGAAGUGUUCAGUUCCUUUGCACAUGCCCAGAUCUCAAUCACUAAUGAAAUCUUCCAGUAUCUAGGAGAGCCAGAAACAUUCCUGUUCUGUCCCACAGAAUACUGUGGCACUUUCUGCUAUCCAAAUGUUGCUCAGUCUCCUUAUUUACGAACUGUAGGGGAAAAGCUGUUACCUGGAAUUGAUGUGUUAUGGACAGGUCCCAAAGUGGUAUCUAAAGACAUUCCAGUGGAGUCCAUUGAAGAGGUUUCAAAGAUAAUUCGCAGAGCUCCGGUCAUCUGGGACAACAUUCAUGCCAACGACUAUGAUCAGAAAAGGCUGUUUCUUGGUCCAUAUAAAGGUCGAUCAACAGAACUCAUCCCACGCUUAAAGGGAGUCCUGACCAAUCCAAAUUGUGAAUUUGAAGCCAACUUUGUUGCUAUUCACACCCUUGCAACCUGGUAUAAAUCCAACAUGAAUGGAGUGAGGAAAGAUGUUGUGAUGACUGACACUGAAGACAGUACUGUUUCAAUUCAGAUUAAACUGGAGAAUGAAGGCAGUGAUGAAGAUAUUGAAACAGAUGUUCUCUAUAGCCCACAAUUGGCCUUGAAGUUGUCAUUAACAGAGUGGCUACAGGAAUUUGCAGUACCUCAUCAGUACAGCAGCAGACAAGUGGCCCACAGUGGUGCUAAAACAAGUGUUGUGGAUGUGCCUCUGGUUACACCAUCCGCUUUAAAUUCUACCACUGUAAUUACUACUGUUUACCAAGAGCCCAUAAUGAGCCAGGGAACUGCACUAAGCAAUGAAUCGCAGGUUCUAGUCAAAGAGGAAGAAAAAAAGCAACUGGAUGAGGAGCCAAUGGACAUGGUAGUGGAAAAGCAAGAGGAUUCUGACAAGAAUAUCAAUCAAAUAUUGACUGACAUUGCUGAAGCAAAAAUGUCAGAAGAGUUAAAACCAAUGGAUACGGAUAAAGAGAGCAUAGCUGAAUCAAAAUCUCCAGAGAUGUCAAUGCAGGAUGAUUGUGGUGAUAUUGCACCUAUGCAGACAGAUGAGCAAACUAACAAGGAGCAGUUUGUGCCUGGUCCCCAUGAGAAGCCGUUAUAUGCAGUAGAACCAGUAACUCUAGAAGAUCUACAAUUGCUUGCAGACUUGUUCUAUCUUCCAUAUGAACAUGGAGUCAAAGGGGCCCAAAUGUUACGAGAGUUCCAGUGGCUCAGAGCAAACAGCAGUGUUGUUAGUGUGAAUUGUAAAGGAAAGGACUCUGAAAAGAUUGAAGAAUGGCGUGCUCGAGCCGCCAAGUUUGAAGAGAUGUGUAGCUUGGUGAUGGGCAUGUUCACUCGUCUUUCCAACUGUGCCAACCGGACAAUCCUCUAUGACAUGUACUCAUACGUCUGGGACAUCAAGAGCAUCAUGUCUAUGGUGAAAUCUUUUGUGCAGUGGCUAGGGUGUCGUAGUCAAUCUUCAGCACAGUUCUUAAGUGGAGACCAAGAACCCUGGGCCUUUAGAGGUGGUCUAGCAGGAGAGUUCCAGCGUUUGCUGCCUAUUGAAGGAGCAAAUGACCUCUUUUUUCAGCCACCUCCUCUUACUCCGACUUCCAAAGUUUACACCAUCAGACCCUAUUUCCCUAAAGAUGAGGCAUCCGUGUACAAGAUCUGCAGAGAAAUGUAUGAUGAUGAAACUGACCAGCCUUUCCAUAGCCAGCCGGACUUAAUUGGAGACAAGCUGGUAGGUGGUUUGCUGUCCCUCAGCCCAGAUUACUGCUUUGUCCUGGAGGAUGAAGAUGGCAUCUGUGGCUAUGCACUGGGCACCGCUGAUGUAACUCCUUUCAUUAAGAAAUGCAAAAUUGCCUGGUUUCCUUUCAUGCAGGAGAAAUACAGCAAGCCAAGCGGUGAUAAGGAGCUAUCAGAGGCAGAGAAAAUUAUGCUGAGCUUCCAUGAGGAGCAAGAAGUUCUGCCAGAAACAUUCCUUGCCAACUUCCCAUCACUGAUAAAGAUUGAUAUCCAUAAAAAGGUGACUGAUCCAAGUGUGGCUAAAAGCAUGAUGGCGUGCUUGCUCUCUUCUCUGAAGGCAAAUGGCUCCCGUGGGGCUUUCUGUGAAGUGAGACCAGAUGAUAAAAGAAUCCUGGAAUUUUACAGCAAACUGGGAUGCUUUGAAAUAGCUAAAAUGGAGGGAUUUCCAAAGGAUGUCAUUAUUCUUGGAAGGAGCUUGUAAGGAGACUGUCUGUUAACUUUUGAUACUGUAAUCACGUAAUGGUUGGAGAGCCUGAGGUUUUAUCUUGUUGCUGUUCCAUGCAAAGGCAGCAGUCAGCUGGCCUGACAGGAGCUAUGUGAAAAUUCAUCCAUUACCCUUUCUGAGAUGCUGCUCAAAACAUUAUUUGGAAAAUGGAUACUGGUCACCCUCAUUUCCUGGUCUUAAGCAAAGUGCCAAGGAGUACUGCAUAUUAUGUAGAGAGUCACAUGAGUUCCCAAAAAGGUACUGGUGGCAGUUCCAUGCAUCCACCUCUGUACUCAGCAGAAUGGCUGUCUUUUCCAGAAAGUCCUGACAUGAAAUAGUUCUUCCCUGUGUCCUGUUCUUGAAGUGGGAUGAGAGAGAUGAACAUGGGAUCUUUCCAAUUACAGAAGGAAAGAGGGUGCCUGUGUUGGCCAGCUUAAGGACAAACAAACACUGAUGACUCUAGGUUUUGUUGAUUGUCAUGCUUGCUGUUAGGGAAAUUGAAUGACCAUCACUUCUAAAGAAUUGGUUAAGCUUUGUGCUUCAUAGGGAUAAAAACUGUGCAUUUGUCUGUGGCAAAGUCACUCAGUGGCAGAAGUGUAAAUUUCAGUGUGUAAAUAUAUAUAAACUCACUGUAUGCUAAUACUUUGUGUUUAAUCGUUUUAGUAAUUUUGCUUUCUGAAGCAAAGCGGUAUUCUGAGACAGCACCUUUGAAUAAUGUCAAACCACAAGAGAGGCUGAUGCCAACUUCACUACAGGCCUUUUCUACCGUGCCUCGUGCCCUUCAUUAGAAAUGCCGCUUUGUGGGGAAAUGAGUGCUGAUCGAGAAGGGCCGUUCCUUUAGAGAACAAACUCUUCAAAGGUGGAGAGGACACUGCCUCCUACUGGGGGAAAGCUGGUCAGAGGGCAACCUCAUGAAAUCAUUUGAUGCCCCUGACAGCCAGCCAGAUUGCCUAUCCAGACUGGUUGGGUGGGUGGAAUACUGCAAUUUACAGCUUCCACCUUUCCAUGUCAGUCGUUCUGACUAAAUCAGGGUCUUCUAGUCAUGCACAUUUGUGACAGACUUCUUUGUGGACAAAAAUAAGCACAUUUUACAGAUUUAAGUGGUUAUCUAAUUUUAUUAUCACUGCAUUUAAGUUGUCCCCUGAAAUCAGAUAAGUGGAAUCUGCAUGGCUUAGGAAUAUUAGUAAGUCCAUAACUUGGAAGGAGUUUUUACUGUUCCAUAUAAUGCCUUGUUCCCGUGAGGCAGGCAGUCAACAUUACACCGCCUUUUUCUCAUCUGCUACAGUCAACUGCUUUUGCUUCCUUUGAAAAUAUUCCCUUCUGAAAGGAUUGAGUUUAAUCUUUUUUUAAAACCCUCUGUGUAAACUUUGAAGAGGUUUUAUACACUUUUUCAAAUGAAAUUUUACUGUUUGUGUACUUUGCAGCCUCUUCCGAGAUGCUGGUGUUCAGCCUUUGUUAUAUGUUCACUAUGAGAACAGUUUUAAUAGCAAGUUAUUUAAACUGCAGCAAGUACAUUUCAUUUGGAGUGCAAGGCAUCAAACCAUAAUGAUAGAGCUUGCAUAAUUCCAAAUUGGUCUUCAUGAGGAUUCUAUGGCUUUGAGUGUAUGCAAAGCAGCUAGCUAGCCACUUGGUUUAGUUUUAAUUAGAUCCCAGAGAAAACAUCUGGAUUCAUGGCAUUAUACAUUUCAGGGGAGGGGGGGGUAUCUUGGUUUUUAUACUGUUAACAUAAACUUAUGAAUUUAUCACUGUUAAGUUAAUUGUGUGAUGGUCUUGAAAGUCUGGGUCAGUCUCUCACUCUAGAGUUGUAAAGUGAUGCAGUGACACAACUUUCAUGGUUAUCAGUUUUCAUUGUGUACAGUUGGAAUGCCACUUUCAUGACUGUCUUUAGACCUACUGUAUCUGUAGCAGAACAAUGGACUGUGUAAAAUUGUAUUUGAAGACCAUGUGAGAAAUAGAAUAAAUUGCAAAGUGAAUGUAAAGACUCGUCUCUGUAUAAUGCUGCAGAAUGAGGAAAAGUGGGUGGAGAAGAAUAUUCUUCAUACUGUGUUUUAGAGCAUUCUGCUGAUUAUGCUGAAGAGAUGGCUUUUAGUACAGCAGAUUUGCUUUUGAGCUGUGUUCAUUGCUGCUGAGCCUAAACAUUGCUAUUUUGUAAAUACCCUUAUUAGCAUGGGGAGGAAGCAUAGGGAACUUCUGAAGGUUUAUUUGUGUUGGGCGGGUGUAAUAAUCUACGAUGCUAUUCGGAGGUCAAAUAUAAUGUAUUUUUAAAUAAAAGAAUCAGAGCAAUUAAAAUUAUAUGAUGAAGCUAGUGGUGGCCAGUUUAUGAUUGAGGCUGGCUAUUUAUUUCAUUUUUUUACCCUAUUCAUUCCUUUUAUUUGUAUGUGGCUUUUCCACAAAAAAUCAUGCUCAAAGUGACUUGCAACCAAGAAAAUAGGAACACAUUUCAAACAAACAGUGUAAAAACAAUUUCAUGACAACAUAGCAAAAUAGCCAUUUCAAUACCAUAAAUAUAACAAGAUUACUUAAACAAUAUGCAGCAUCCAAUAGCAAAAAUAACAAGGGAGCUUUAUAGUUUCACCUUACCGUGGUCCUAGAAACAUCCCUUCCAUGAUGUUGUCCUGCAGCGACUUGCAAGGCUUAGGGCAAGACCCCUCCCAUGAUGCUAAAAUUUAUACGCCACUUGACUGUUAAAAACAAAACAAAAAAGAGGUUUUGAAGGUGGGAGGAGAUGAGACAUUCAGAAGCCUACUUAAUGUACUGUCCCAAACCUUUGAUUUCUUUUCCAUUAAUACUGGACAUUAUUAGGAUUCUAACAAACUGCUUCAUCCAAGGCAUUUAAGUAUCUCUCCCCCUCCUUCCUAAUUUGCUGUAGAGCUUAAGAUUGCAUGAAGAGCAGAAUAGUUGUGUGUUUUAUUGUGACAUCGCGUUUCUAUACACAGACAAAUGUGGGGCAAAGUGAGCAAAGGGCCCAGAGCAUUGAGCUUCUUAUGGAGUUUUUGGCCAGCGUUACUCUGCUGUUUCAAUGCAAUGAAAAGCAUGAUGAACACAAAUACAUUCAUUAUCUAGAACAGUUAGCCUCUCAUAAGAAAACAACUUGUUAAACUCAUCACUCAUGUUAGUCUCCAUUGUUUUGGAGUAACUGAACUUAGGAAGCAUUAGCUUAGGAGCCCUUCCAUUUAAGAGGCUGUUUUCCUGUCCAGAUGGCUUAGCUCCCUAUUACAGUGUGGCCUAUCCCGCUUAUAGAAAGCAAGUGACUUGAAUCCAAGAUCCACUAUUUCUUUCCAGCAGGAAAGGAGUGGAGCAUCUGUCAAGUUCUUGGCUCAUCUCCCCACUCCCUGCUUUUAAUCCAAAGAGUGUCAAUGCUCAGCUCUGUUGGUUGUGGCAAAUAUGCCACUCAUCUUCUUCUCAGAUUCCACAGGGCUUAAAUUAGGAAUCAUUCCGUAUCAAAAAUUGUCUUUUACUGGACAUAUGGAACCAGUGCUAAUUGCAUGCACGUUGGCAGUUGUGCAGAUUUUAAAAUGUUUUCUCCUAUUUGCUUGUCUAGUCUUUUGUAUUUUUUGAUUCCCUAUUCCAAACCUUAAUAAAGUCUUUGAUUUGGAACUUGGAA
Messenger RNA from Zootoca vivipara (common lizard), 6620 nucleotides. It is a transcript of the gene OGA, whose product is annotated as O-GlcNAcase. Gene Ontology annotation, biological process: glycoprotein metabolic process. The record is from RefSeq and is a predicted model, not a curated record. Gene Ontology annotation, molecular function: beta-N-acetylglucosaminidase activity. NCBI's taxonomy places the organism in Eukaryota, Metazoa, Chordata, Lepidosauria, Squamata, Lacertidae.